GUGAUAAAAAAAAAUGAAGAUUCUUAGAAUAAAGAAACAAAAAUAAUAAUCCGGAUGUUAAAAUCGAAUGGGACCCAAAGUAAAAACUUGAACGUCUUCGGUGAUCUCCGUCUUGGUCUUGCUGUUGAUCAUUAUCUUGGUCUUUGUCGUGCACACUAUUAACAAAUUCUUGUAAACUACACUUGAGCAUACCCUGGACGGGCUUUUUAACUGGGCGUUGGUGGCGCUGAUUUCUUGUAUCGCCACGAGCUUUUACAUUUUAGUAUUUAGCUUUUAGUUCUCCCAGUUUCUUAGUCUUGUGCGCAGCAAAUUUUUUUAAAAUUUAUUAUUAUUUAUUAUUUGUUUUAUUAACUGGAUUAUUUUUCAAACUUUAUUUUUUUGUAAGUGACUUGUGGCUUUUUAUAAUUAAAUCCUGGUUUUCAGUGAAGUUUAUUGAGAAUUUAAUAACAGUGAAUGAUAGAUUCAAAUAUGGAAGUGUCGGAAACAUCGAAUGACAAUGACGUCGAUCAAUCGACGGUUAAUAAUAAUGAUAAUGAUAAUGAGGAUAGUAAUGACGAAGACGGUGAUAGUGAAAAUUUAAAAAUGGUCCAGGAUGUUAAGGAAGAUGUUGACGUUAAAAUUGAGCCCAAGGAAACUAUUCUUGAUGAAGAUGGGUCUACCGUUGAAGAAACUUAUGAAAUUACUACUACUAGACGUAAAACUACAACUACUACCUACAAAAUUCAAGAAACUUCAGCGUCGCACAAAAAAACCACGAUGACAACAGCCGCUAAAUUGUACGGCAAGGAUCUUAGUGAAUAUGAUGAUGUCGACGUUGAUGAACUUUUGUCCCAGUUGACGCCGGAAGAAAUAAAUAUUCUGGCUAAGGAAGUUGAUCCUGAUGAUAGUUUUAUGCCACCAUCACAAAGAUGUAGUUACGAGUGUGACAAAAGCCCAACGGGCCCGCUGAACCGUAAAAAGUUGAUAGAACAUAUCAACAAACAGGCGAUGGAGACUCCAGAUAUUCCUGAACUUAAACCAUACGUACCUGGAAUUGUUCGUGGUAAAAAGUGGGUACCACCGCCGAAAGAAAACCUCAAGGAAAAAGAAGCCGAUGAACAAAUUUCAAUAGACUUAGGUGAAGAGUAUGAACAAGCGCUCUCAUCGGCAACGCAGGAUGAAAUAAUUGAUCUAGCUGCUAUCCUUGGAUUUCAUUCAAUGAUGAACCAAGAUCAAUACCACGCAUCUCUUUUGAAUUCCGGCCAGCCAGUUGGUCUUGGUUGGGACGGUAUCACUAAAGCAAGCCAGCCUAAAGUAUUUCCUAUAGACCCGCCAAAUGACACUGAUGUUGAUCAAUCUAUCAAACAAGUCCAGAAUAAUGACAUUGAUCUUAUUGAUCUUAAUUUAAAUAAUAUUAAAAAUAUAUCUGACGAACAAUUUUUCAAAUUAUUUGAAGCACUAGAAGGCAAUACCCACUUGGAAUCAUUGAGCUUAACAAAUGUAUGUCUUACUGACAGAACAGCACAAAGAUUAGCUGAAGCAAUGGAGAAGAAUUCAACAUUGAGAAUAUUAAAUGUGGAGACAAACUUUAUCAGUCCAACAGUGAUGGUCAGACUGAUCCGAGCAUUAUUACAGACAAAGUCUAUUGAAGAAUUCCGUUGCUCGAAUCAGAGAUCGCAAGUUCUAGGGAAUAAAAUAGAAAUGGAAAUAACGCAGCUGGUUGAACAAAAUCCAACUUUGUUGCGAUUGGGUCUCCAUCUGGAGUUCAACGACGCAAGACAUCGUGUUGCUGCUCACUUACAGCGCAACAUCGACAGGAUACGAAAAUCCCGACUCGGAUCAUCUGAGAUCAACGACAUGUCUCGAUCAUCAAUGACUAAGGAUUCAAAGAACUUGCAUCAAAAUUCAACUCAGAGCCCGAAGAAUUCACCAGCAAAGGCCAAAAAUCAAGAAGACGACCGAUAAAUAUUACUGGCAACAAAUUUUAAUAAUAUUAACAAUUAUCGCCAGUUAUUUUAUACAUUUUUAACUAAAAAACGCAAGCCCAAAUGUUUAAAAAUUCACAAGCGAUAGCUUCGCACGCAGAAGCUUAGACGCCGCUAAAAACCUCCACAAAAUGGACGAACGAAUCAAGAUGGCAGAGCACGGGUCGUCAUUCGAAGAAAUGAAGUAUCUAUUAAUAAAACAAUCCUUUUUUAUUAUUUUAUUUAUAAAACAAUGAAGACAUGUCAUUUUAUUAUGAACUUAUUAAACAUUAAUUAUAAUUAUUAUAUUAAUAAUAAUAAUGACUAUUAAUAUAUAAAAUAAAUAUUUAAUCACCGAUAAUUAAGUUAAUUUCUAGCUCUGCUAUUUACCAAUUAAAACAUAAAUAAACUAAAAAAAAAAUAAUAAUAAAUUUGUAAAUAUUGUCUUGUAAUGCGUUUUAAGAAAUGCUGAAUUUAUUAUUUCAUUACAAUAAUCAAUUAAUUAAAUUAAUUUAUUGGUUAUUGAAAUUUUUAUUAUUUAAGAUUUUUAAUUAUUAUUAAUGAUACGUGUAUUUGUGUUAAGUAAUCGUGAGAAUGAUUUAUUUCAAAACUUGGGUCAAAAAAAAAAAAAAAUUUAAGAAACUUUUAAUUUAAAUUGUUUUUCAAAAUAAUUUUGUGUGAAAGAUUAGCGAAUGCUGGAUGAAACGCUUGUAGUUUUAAAAUUUUAUUGUCGUACUCAUUUUGCUAAAAAAUAGCUAUUUACCUACAGUCGGUAACUUUCGGCAACAUUUUUUAGGUAAUCCAAUAGAUGGCGCUGAUUAAAUAUGGGUGGUGGGGGCUAGUGACGUCAUGCCCUGUAUUUGCGGGAAAUUUAAAUUAUACAGAGGUUCAUAUUAAAUUUUA
Molecule: messenger RNA, 2846 nt
Organism: Cotesia glomerata
Lineage: Eukaryota; Metazoa; Arthropoda; Insecta; Hymenoptera; Braconidae
Gene: tmod
Product: tropomodulin
Exons: 11
Coding region: 454-1944 (496 amino acids)
Biological process (GO): myofibril assembly; pointed-end actin filament capping
Cellular component (GO): myofibril
Molecular function (GO): tropomyosin binding
Source: RefSeq, a predicted model, not a curated record